Messenger RNA from Lizanozyma spartinae, 5007 nucleotides. RefSeq lists its product as uncharacterized. Gene Ontology annotation, biological process: transmembrane transport. Lineage: Eukaryota; Fungi; Ascomycota; Pichiomycetes; Serinales; Debaryomycetaceae. The transcript has a single exon. The coding region runs from base 1 to 5007 and encodes 1668 amino acids. Gene Ontology annotation, molecular function: ATP hydrolysis activity; ABC-type peptide transporter activity; ATP binding. Gene Ontology annotation, cellular component: fungal-type vacuole; fungal-type vacuole membrane. The record is from RefSeq and is a predicted model, not a curated record.
AUGCUGUCGACCAACUCCACCAAUUGCUCGUUUUGGGACUACGAUGAUACUACGUCUUGUUGGCGUCAUCAAACUGAAUCUUUGGUGCCGAUAGUCCUUGGGUCAGUAUCCUUAACUAUUCUUGCACUCAAAAGCGCUUCGUCCAUUUACCGUCAUAAAUUAGCUCCUAAUCGCAUAAAAUUACCAGAAAAUGAUGAAGAAGGUGGCGGUAAUGAAAGCCGUCCACUUUUAGCUAAUAGAGACGCUUAUGGUGCUAUAACUACUACAGAUGAAUCAUCUCCCCAAUCACCUCCUCUUGAAGUCUCAGUCAAAGAUAGACAUUUUAGUUUAAACAGAAUCCCCGAUACGAACGAGGAUGGCUCGCUACAUGGUGUGGUUCAAUUUGUAUACAAAAGUGGUGGUGAACGGUUCCGUGUCGCUCUAGAAUUUUUGCUCGUGCUAAUUCAAUUUGCUUAUACCUUAUCAUUGAACUUUGUGCCGUCUGUCCACAAGGAGUUUAAGCAUUCUCAUGCUCCUCUCAUCAGGACCGUAUUCUGGGUUUAUAUCUUGAUGAUAGUUUUCAUCAGAGCUUUGAAUAUGAAACGUGUGGUUAUAAGAAUGCCAAGUUUAUGGGUCCAUUCUACUACCCUUUAUUUUUUCAAUUUUUUUUCAAGAUUAUUGCCCUUUAGAUCAGCAAUUCUUAACCAUAUAAAAUCGUCAUAUGUGCGUCAUUACUACUAUGCUGAUUUUUGGAUCUCUUUUGCUUUACUUGUUUUAAACUUUACAGCCAAGAACGGAGAUAAGCCUGCUACGCUUUAUGUUACAACGGAUGGAGUCAAACCUUCCCCAGAAAAUGUAACAAGCUUAUGGCUGUUUAUCACAUACUCAUGGAUUAAUUCUAUGGUAUGGAGAUCUUAUAAACAAGAAUUGAAAAUGAAUGAUAUAUGGGGAUUGAGACAAGAUGAUUAUGCUAGAACAGUGUUAAAUGGGUUUGAAGCUGCAAAAUCGACGCUUAAAUUUUCAGUUAGGUUAUUUGUUCAUUUCAAAUGGUUGUUUGCUAUUCAAGCAUUUUGGGCAGUUCUCCAAUCUUUUAUUGUUUUCUUACCUUCAAUCUUAUUGAAGAGGAUCUUAGAGUAUGUUGAAGAUCCUACAAUUACUCCUAAAUCUGUUGCUUGGUCAUUAGUGUUUAUGUUACCUGCAGUCAAGAUUCUUGAUGCCAUUUCCAGUGGAUGUUCAUUGUAUGUUGGUAGAAGAGUUUGCCUCAGAAUGAAGGCUAUUAUUAUUGGUGAAGUAUAUGCAAAGGCCCUCAGAAGAAAAAUCACUGUUACCGAAGUUACUGAUGAUUCCUUGGAUGAUGCUGAAGAGCUGAAUGAUAAGAAGAAGAAGAAGAAAGAUCAAUCAAAGAGUAAGGGCGAAGAAGACCUUGAAGAAGAAGAUGGUCCAAAAUCCACAGCUGAACUCGGUGCAAUUAUUAACUUGAUGGCAAUUGAUGCCUUUAAGGUUUCUGAAAUUUGUGGUUAUUUGCAUUACUUUGUUGGCGCCUUCUUGAUGAUCAUUAUUUGUGUUUGUUUGUUGUAUGGCUUGUUAGGUUGGUCUGCAUUAUUAGGUUCCUUGUCUAUUAUUGUUUUGUUGCCAGUCAAUUAUAAGAUUGCCAGUUACUCUGGUGACUUACAAAAGGAAAUGUUGGCUAUUACCGAUAAAAGAAUCCAAAAGUUGAAUGAAACUUUCCAAAGUAUUAGAAUCAUCAAAUUCUUUGCUUGGGAAGAUAAAUUUUCUGAAAAUGUAAUGAAAAUUAGAGCCAAUGAAUUGAAGUAUUUAACUUACAGAACUUUUGUUUGGGCAGGUGGUUCAUUUAUUUGGUUUAUCACUCCUACUUUGGUUACAAUGAUUUCUUUCUAUUGUUACACUAUUGUUGAAGGUAACACUUUAACUGCACCAAUUGCCUUUACUGCAUUAUCCUUAUUUACAUUAUUGAGAUCUCCUUUGGAUCAAUUAUCUGAUAUGACAUCUUUUGUUAUGCAAUCAAAGGUAUCUUUGGAUAGAAUUGAUGAAUUUUUGGAUGAAGAGGAAACCACCAAGUAUGAUAUAUUGAAUCAACAACCUGGUCCAAAUUCACCUUAUAUUGGGUUUGAAGAUGCUAGCUUCUCCUGGAACUCUAAGUCUGAAACGGAUUUCAAGUUAAGAGAUUUGAACGUUUCCUUCUUGCCUGGUAAAUUAAAUGUUGUCAUUGGUGCUACUGGUUCAGGUAAAACUUCAUUGUUGUUGGCACUCUUGGGUGAAAUGAAUAUCACCAAGGGUAAGGUUUUCCUUCCUGGUACUAUUCCUAAAGAUGAAUUGACUCCAGAUUCUAUUAGCGGCUUAACAGACUCAGUUGCCUAUUGCUCCCAAUCACCAUGGUUAUUAAAUGAUACCAUUAAGAACAAUAUCAUUUUUGGAUCAGAUCUUAAUGAGGAUCGCUAUAAAAAAGUUAUUGAAGCUUGUGGAUUGGCUCGUGAUUUGGAGAUUUUAAGUGCAGGUGAUGCUACUGAAAUUGGUGAAAAGGGUAUUACUUUGUCUGGAGGUCAGAAACAAAGAGUUUCAUUGGCAAGAGCAUUAUACUCCAAUUCUAAGCAUGUAUUAUUGGAUGACUGCUUGUCGGCAGUUGAUUCCCAUACUGCUUUGUGGAUUUAUGAAAAUUGUAUUUCUGGUCCUUUAAUGAUUGGGAGAACUUGUAUCUUGGUAUCUCAUAAUGUUGCCUUAACUAUUCAAAAUGCUGAAUGGAUUGUGGUUAUGGAAAAUGGUCGAGUGAAAAACCAAGGACACCCUGAAGAUCUUUUGAAGACGGGUGAUUUGGGAGAUGAUGAUUUAAUCAAAUCUUCUGUUAUUAACUCAAGAAACCAAUCCUCCACUAAUUUACCUGAUUUGGCUGAUAAGAAUGCUGAUUUGAAGUCCAAAGCAGCUGCCAUUGAAGACAAAUUAAAGAAAUUCUGCGCUGACGAAGACGCUGCUGCUGAAGACCUUAAGAAAUCUGAUGGUAAGUUGACUGAAGAAGAAACCAAAGCCGAUGGUGCUGUUGGAUUUGAUGUCUAUGCUUUUUAUGCCAAGUUCUUGGGUGGACUCCCUACAAUUAUGGCUGUGGCUGUGAUUUUUUUUGCUGCAAAUGGUAUCUAUAUUCUUCAAUCAUGGUGGUUAAGAAACUGGGCCAAUCAAAGUGAAUUGGAAAACCAAUUCCAAAUAAAUGCCAUGGCCAGAACUUCUAAUGUGUUUGAUGUUACUCAGUUCAAGGGUAUGCCAUUUAUUAAAUCAUUUGAUGGUGGUUUCAAUUUUUUGGCUACUGGUUCAAGUAAUAUUUUAACGAAGGAAAAUACAACUAUGUAUUAUAUCAUCAUUUAUGCAUUGAUUGGUGUUCUUUAUUCUAUUAUGGCUGUUGGUAGAGUGUUUUCUACCUUUUACAUUGGUCUUGUUGCUGCCAAUAAGAUUUUCAAGGAGUUAUUGGACACCAUUUUAAGGGCCAAAUUAAGAUUCUUUGAUAAGACACCCAUUGGCCGUAUUAUGAAUAGAUUUCUGAAGGAUGUGGAAUCUGUUGAUCAAGAAUUGACACCUUUUGGUGAAGCCAUUUUUGCAUGUCUUGUUCAAUGUGUUUCCACGUUAAUUUUAAUCACUUAUAUCACUCCGGGCUUUUUGGUUUUUGCUAUUAUCAUUUCCUUUUUGUAUUACUUGGUUGGUUUCUUCUACUUGACGCUUUCUCGUGAGUUGAAGAGAUACGAAUCUGUUACCAAGUCCCCUAUUCAUCAACACUUUUCUGAAUCCUUAACUGGGGUUGCCACGAUUAGAGCUUAUGGUGUUGAAUCUAGAUUUAUGAAACAAAACUUGGAACACAUUGACAACAAUAACAGACCAUUCUUUUACUUGUGGGUUGCUAAUAGAUGGUUGUCUUUGAGAGUUGAUUUUGUUGGAGCCAUGGUAAUGAUGUUUUCUGGUGUUUUCAUUUUGCUUUCGUUAAACAGAAUUGAUGCUGGUUUAGCAGGUUUAUCAUUAUCAUAUUCUAUUGCAUUUUCUGAAAGUGCUUUAUGGAUUGUUCGUUUCUAUUCAAACUUUGAAAUGAAUAUGAAUUCAGUGGAACGUUUGAAGGAAUAUCUUCAAAUAGAACAAGAACCCCCCUAUGAGAUCCCAGAAACUCAACCAGAAGAUUCAUGGCCCCAAAAGGGUGAGAUUAUUGUUGAAGAUGUUUCCUUGAGAUAUGCCCCAGAUUUACCUAGAGUCAUCAAGGAUGUUUCCUUUAAAGUUGAACCAUGUCAUAAAGUAGGCAUUGUUGGUCGUACCGGUGCCGGUAAAUCUACAAUUAUCACUGCCUUUUUCCGGUUUUUAGAUCCUGAAUCUGGUUCUAUCAAGAUUGAUAACAUUGACAUUACAUCUAUUGGGUUAAAGAAUUUGAGAAGAGCUAUAACCAUUAUUCCUCAAGAUCCUACUUUAUUCAGUGGUACUAUUAGAACCAACUUGGAUCCAUUUGUUGAGUAUAGUGAUGAAGCUAUUUAUGCAGCUUUAAGAAGAGUUAACUUGAUUAGUGCCGAUGAUGAAGUUGGAAUUGUAUCUCAAUCCAAUUCUUCUCAAGCCAGUCAAGAGAACCAAAAUAAGUUUUUAAAUCUUUACAAUCCCAUCACUGAAGGAGGUGGUAACUUGUCCCAGGGUGAGAGACAAUUGGUUUGUUUGGCCAGAUCAUUAUUGAAGAAUCCCAAGGUGAUGUUAUUGGAUGAAGCCACUUCGUCUAUUGACUAUAAAUCCGAUGCCAUAAUCCAAAAGACCAUUAGAGAAGAGUUCCAUUCCCUGACGAUCUUAACCAUUGCUCAUAGACUUCGGACAAUUAUCGAUUACGAUAUGAUUUUGGUUAUGGAUGCUGGUAGAGUUGUUGAAUAUGAGAACCCCUAUGUUUUGAUAAGCAACCGUGAAUCACUAUUCUACAGUAUGUGUGAGAAUUCCGGUGAGCUUGAUACUUUGAUCAAGCUUGCAAAGGAAGCUUAUGUUGAAAAGAAAAACUCCAACAGAAAUUAG